Drosophila serrata is the source of this 1007-nucleotide messenger RNA. RefSeq names its product microtubule-associated protein RP/EB family member 1-like. The record is from RefSeq and is a predicted model, not a curated record. Gene Ontology annotation, molecular function: microtubule binding. Lineage: Eukaryota; Metazoa; Arthropoda; Insecta; Diptera; Drosophilidae.
CGAAGUAGACGGCAAAACAUAUAUAUUUCACAUUUCAUAAAAGAAAAUCGUGAGUUAAAGCGAAUAAACAGCUACAGAGAUCGGUUUGAGGGAGAAACGUGAUUGAUAAAGUUGAGUUGAUAGAAAAACAGAAGACAAAACCGCAACCAUGGCACUCAAUGUUUCCACAAAAGUGACUGAGAAUCUCUCGCGCUACGAAAUGGUGGCCUGGGUCAAUAGUCGCCUGCGUUUGGAGGUCACAAGAAUCGAGCAGCUAUGCACGGGAGCAGCAUACUGUCAAUUCAUGGACAUGAUGUUUCCCAACUCAGUGUCAUUAAAGAAGGUCAAGUUUGCUGCAACUCUUGAGAACGAAUACUUACAGAACUUUAAGUUGUUGCAGGCAGCUUUCUUUAAGGCGUCCAUAAACAAGGUUAUACCCGUUGAGAAACUGAUUAAAGGUCGUUUCCAAGAUAACUUUGAAUUUGUGCAAUGGUUUAAAAAAUUCUUUGACGCGAACUACAAAGGUGGGGAAUACGAUGCCGUCGCAGCCCGGGAAGGUGCCUCAAUGGCAUUUGCUUCCGAAAGAGUACCGGGAGCCAGCACCAUCCGACGUGGUUCAUUGACAUCUCGGCGUCCGUCAGGGAUAUCCUUAAGGACCCACUUCGUUAGGUCGGUGACAGAACAUUCCAUUAGAAAGGAAGUCCAGGCAGGCGGUGAUUCGCAUCAGGCGAGUAUCCAAGGAGAAUUGCGGAAAGAGCGCGACUUUUACUUUUCUAAGAUGCGCGAUAUUGAGUUUCUCUGCAAUAAAUCUGAGGAAAUCAAAAGGAUGCCGCUUGUACAGCACAUUUUAGCCAUAUUGAAUGCGACUCAGGACGUUUAUUCUACUCCACAAACUACAACACCAGAGCAGGGGGAGUAAUAAAUGUGAAAUGAAACACAAAACACGAAAUUAAUUAUCCGCAUAUUCAUAUUCAAAGCCAAUUUGUUGACUGCUGCUGUUGCUAUACACUACAUUUGACCAAAAUAUA